AUGUCAUCUGGUAGUUGUGUCCAACCACCGGCCUUGCCUUUCGGUGGUUACUCAAACUCUAUAUUUAUUUCGUGUUUUUCGUUAAUUUCAGAUGCCGAGAUCCAAGAAUGGUACAAGGGCUUCCUGAAGGAUUGUCCGAGCGGGCACCUUUCGGUGGACGAGUUUAAAAAAAUUUACGGCAACUUUUUCCCGUACGGUGACGCGAGUAAGUUUGCGGAACACGUGUUCCGCACAUUCGACGCCAACGGCGACGGUACCAUCGAUUUCCGAGAGUUCCUUUGCGCGCUUUCGGUCACUUCACGCGGCAAGCUCGAGCAGAAGCUCAAAUGGGCAUUUUCCAUGUACGACCUCGACGGCAACGGCUACAUAUCGAGGCAGGAGAUGCUCGAGAUCGUCACGGCAAUCUACAAGAUGGUCGGUUCAGUGAUGAAGAUGCCCGAAGACGAGAGCACGCCCGAGAAAAGAACGGACAAAAUAUUCCGUCAGAUGGACCGUAACAAGGACGGCAAACUUAGUUUAGAGGAGUUCAUCGAGGGGGCGAAAAGCGACCCCUCGAUCGUACGCCUGCUGCAGUGCGAUCCGCAGGCGCAGUAGCCAAAGACAGUGUCGCUCUAGGAGUAAGUUAAAUUAUCCUUGUGUGAUCGCGGUAACCACCGUUG
Agrilus planipennis (emerald ash borer) is the source of this 659-nucleotide messenger RNA. RefSeq names its product neurocalcin homolog. The record is from RefSeq and is a predicted model, not a curated record. Bases 1 to 594 code for a protein of 197 amino acids. The transcript has 3 exons. Lineage: Eukaryota; Metazoa; Arthropoda; Insecta; Coleoptera; Buprestidae. Gene Ontology annotation, molecular function: calcium ion binding.